AAAAGAUUUCCUCCAAGGCUGAUAGAUUGACUUGCCAUUGAGCAAUUGGGUGAGCUCGGAAACCACCUACUGCUCGGCUCCCUCCCGCGGCGAAGAGCGCGGUAAGCUUUAGGAUAGUGAUUGCUAGCAUUAGUUGUUAAUCAUCUACUACAACAUAAGCAGCUCUAAAGACACAUAACUACAUAUAGAGAACAACUCAAUCUCUCACACAACGCAACAACUUGAUAUCAGAAACAACGUGAGGUAAGCGAGAUCUCGAUGCCAAGAAGAAAUAGCCGGGGUAGACGCGUUUGCUCUCAUUCCAGAAAAGGAAUAGCUUAUAGUGUCGGAAUAGUUUAGCGCAGAAAUAAGCGGGCCAAUCAGACGUGUGAGUUGUCUUUGCCGGCAGAGUGGUAAAAUACAGCGUAAAUAAUACGGCGCAGUUGUCAUGAAAGACAUAAUAAUUCCGCGCGUGAAAUGAAAAACGAUAUAAAACACACGACCUGAACUUCCGCCGAGUAUAUCUAGAUCGCGACCCAUUCAAUCGAAGACCAUGCCCCCCAAGAUCGGUGGAUGAAUCAGAUAACCCCAACUGAGUUUCCCCAGAAGAAUCAUACCACCUGCGGGUUGCCAAGGCUUGUGGUUGUACCGGAUGCACCAGUGAUGAGCCAUGUUGGCCGCUAUGCAAUGGGCAUCGCUGAUGCAUGUAAGAAAGUACGAAAUCGGGUGCAACCGAAUGCGCUUGGAACAUUCUUCCGCUAGCAGCAAAAUAAACGAUUGGCUCUGCUUUCGUAGGCGGACAUCUGCACAUCCACCCCAAACUUUCUCGCCGCUAGGUGGAGACGGCUAAACACAUUUGCAAACCAAAACCGACCUAGAUCGACCCUUGGUGUGGACGCAGCUGUUCCGCUUCCGUCCACUCGGCAGUGCUGGCACUUCAUUUCAACUACAGGUGUUUAUCAAGAACGUGGUUACAUCUGUGGGUCUUUUCCCGUCGGGAAUCAGUAACUGCACAAGCAACAAAAUGGGGUCUGAUUAUUUCCGUCUCAUCCACCCCCCUGGGCCACCCAAUAGUCGAGCCUGGAGGCUUAGAGCGGGCUAACAGGGUCCCAUAUUUUGCGAACUAACUAUAUAAGCACAUCUUCCUGUCUUUUGUGGAGAUCUGUUAUUAUUAUUAUUAUUAUUUCCCAUUCCGUGGUGAAUUUUUGCGUACGGAAAAGGGAUAGCCAGCAGAUCAUGCACAAAACCCCAGUUCCGAUCCACCCGGCGAUAGCAUUAAAUUUUCGUUCUAGACGCAGCAGGCGGUGCGAGUGUUGGAGAAAGGCUAAAUCAAAAGGAACCAAGGGACCAAAAUAAAUCUGGACCUGAAUUCGUUCUGACGUGACCAUACCUUAAAAACCUGAUCCUCUUAACCCUUCCCCUUCCCCGGCAGGACAAAAAAGGCACAUCUUACGUCUUGAAGCCAUGGUCAGAGUUUCUCGACAGGUUUCCUCUACCUUUCACGCUCGUUUCACCAGCAAAUCCGUUUCCGCCGCUUCCCUCUGACGUCGAUUAAGGAGCAAUUCCUCGCAGGUCGAAUCUUCGGACGUUCGUCAAUAUGUCAAUAAAACCCCUCCGCGAGAAGAUCAAACGCGUCUUCUCCCGCUCCGAUUCCGGGUCUCUCCCUGGCUCCUCUCCCACCCAAACGUCCAAAGACUCCAAGAACCAGAAAUCAAGCCGUCCGAAGAACGGUUACUGGCCCAGCCAGGCCCGCGAUCACAGAGGCGGCGGAAUCGGACCUUCGAUAGGCGUCAAACCGGGCAAGAUCAAAUAUCGAGCAAACGGCAAGCCGAAGAUAGAGCUAUACAAGGCACACGAGGUACCGCGGUCGAAAUACCGUGGCCCAUUCGAUGAAGCCCAUAUCCAGCGGCUGGCGGCGUAUUCGAUAUCCAACGCAAUGUUGAGUGCGGAUCGGCCGCGGUCGAUGCUCUCAGAGCUCUCUCCGAUGGGGACGAGGGCACCACCGAGCCGCAGAGGGAGCGUAGAGAGCGAGCGAGGGGUUGUGCAGUGCAUUAAUGGCGGAGUAGGGGAUGUGCAUCAGCGGCAUCCGCUAAUGCCGUCGAAGGACGCAUCAGGAAUUAUCUCGUCUACUGUGUAUUCCACAUCACCAAUUACCACCACCUUCUCAGAACGAAGGGAUAUCGAUAGUGGUCCUCCUAUCGCUCCUAAUAUCAGGGCUACCAUACUACAACCAGUCGACGGAAACAUGAGCUCCUCUACGCUCCUCACAUUGCAAACGCAAGAUACGCUACCCACUCAGGUGGAUGCAGCAACAAUCUCCGCCGUUCAACCAAAUCGGGUCUCAGAGGCAGAAAAGGAAGCUGUGUCACCGUCCAUGUCCCGGCCCGUCUCGUCAGAGCAGCUAUCGAGUGCGUUGCACGCGAUAAAGCUAAGAUCAUGAGUAAUGAUAUUUUUGUGUUGGUAUUAUAUCACUGCUACGAUGUAUCGGUUCAUUCUUUUCCUUUGUCUGUUGGCUUAGAUAAUUGGUUACCGGGCGCUUGGGUUUCUGUUUGAUAUGAGCAUAUAAGCACUGGGUGGUGGCGCGAAUUCUCUUACAUUGAAUUGUCAUUCGUAUGUAGGUUGCUUUAUUUUGUUAUUCCUCUUUUGUUUUCUUUGUUUUUCUGUCUUUGUGGCCUAUUAUUAUCCCUUUGUUCUCCGCGCAUUUAUGCUAAACAUGUACAUAGACAGAGGUUUAGAUACAUUCAGUACCUCGCCAUAAGUUUUGAAACUGUUAUGAAAUUCAAUUUGGCAGUACACCGGGCCGAUUUGAUGUUCAAAAAUGUUUCAAACUUAUGGCGAGUCUAUACUUAUAGAUUGAUAGAGACAUAUCUAUAGACAUUAGGUCAUGCUGAAACAUAGAUUAUGGCUAAAUAAAUACCUGAGUUAAUUGCGGCUCCCUUGUUUACGCUCUCUCUGCACCAAGUUUUUAUAACAGGAGCCAACGCAGUCUGUAAACCAACUGGGUUAUCUCCGGUGGUUUUUUGGUCCAGUUGGUUUUCCCCUUCAACGAAUUAUGAAUGACACUCGAAGGCAGCGAGUGGGGUAACUGAGUUGAAAUGGGUCUGAAUUUAAUGAAUAACCUAGUAUCACAGUUAACAUAGGGUUUGUUGCCAUUCGCGAAAUAUU
Messenger RNA from Blastomyces gilchristii SLH14081, 3144 nucleotides. RefSeq lists its product as uncharacterized. The transcript has a single exon. Bases 1577 to 2419 code for a protein of 280 amino acids. The record is from RefSeq and is a predicted model, not a curated record. NCBI's taxonomy places the organism in Eukaryota, Fungi, Ascomycota, Eurotiomycetes, Onygenales, Ajellomycetaceae.